Macrosiphum euphorbiae (potato aphid) is the source of this 441-nucleotide messenger RNA. The record is from the annotation of a GenBank genome assembly. NCBI's taxonomy places the organism in Eukaryota, Metazoa, Arthropoda, Insecta, Hemiptera, Aphididae.
AUGCAAAGUGAGGUGCCAUUUGAGUCUCAGUUACCUCCGUUGUCAGUUGUGGGUGGCAUACCGGCUUAUAUAAAACAGUUUCCACACAUGGCUCUGAUAGGCUUUGGUGACACUACAGCAGAUGAAGAGGAUUGGAGAUGCGGAGGUUCGCUGAUAAGCGAAAGAUGGAUAUUAACUGCAGCGCACUGUCAACAGAGUUCUGGGAAUCUGAUGGCUCGUUGGGUUCGCCUCGGAGUUUCGGAAAGAGUCGGUACACUCUUUAAUGAAAGCAGAGUAGAUCGGUCCAAGGACUAUCAAAUAGUAGAGCAUAUAAUACAUCCCGAUUAUAAACCACCUUCGCUAUACAACGAUAUAGCUCUAUUCCGUUUGGAAAACGACGUCGAAUUCUCCGAAGCAGUGCGACCCAUUUGUCUCAACUCAUAUCCGUAUAUACGCCAUUAA